AUGCAAAAAACUAAAAGUUCUGGUAGCUCUCCUUUACGUAAUUCGGUCUACAAUCACGAUGAUUUAAAGUCUCAACCUGAGACUUCUGAUUAUCGUCGGCGUAAUACUUCUAAUAUCGAGUAUCCUGGAAGGCCUCGAAAUCGGGAUACGCACAUGGAUGAAAGAAGACGUGAUUAUGAACAUUUAUAUGAUAAUAAGCAGGAUACCUUUUAUAGUCGCAAAGAUGACUAUGAUGAAGGGCGGCACAAUAAAUCACAUGAUGAUCGUUAUAAUAAUCAUUUAUCAGAUACAAAUUAUAAUUAUUAUGUAACGGAACGUCAACUUGAUAAUGGCUUUGAUGUUCGUAAUAAUAUUAACAAUAUUCAAAAAAGACGAGACCAUAAUGAAUAUGAUAAGUAUACUAGUAGUAGAUCUUCUCAUAUUUCUGACAAAGAUCCUUAUGGUCGAUAUGCUAACCAGUCAUCUAGUAAUGGUCACUCCCGAAAUACUUCUUAUUCUUCAACUAAUGAUCUUGAUUCAUCACGUUCAAAUGUCCAUUCCCCUCUUCCUGCUGUUAAUCCUUCAUAUUUAGAUCAUAUACGUCAUCGUGCAACUGCCAGUGAUAGUAGUUCUGUAUCAACUCCAAGUAGUCCUCCAACUCCAAAUGGGUUUUAUGAUGAUGAUCCUAGGUUAAGAAAAAGUAAUGGUUUGGAUCCACGAAUUUAUAAGGAUCAAAUUUAUUCACCUGCCAUAACAUCAAGACCAUUAACUCCAAGAUCAAACUUCCCAUUGGAAGAUGAUAAGGAUCGUUAUUAUCGCUCAAGUCCCUUAAGUCCUUCUUAUAAUAAAUUUCAUCUUGAUGAUAAUCAUCGUCAAAGCCCCUCUCGUAAUAAAUUUUAUCUUGAAGAUGGAAAUGAUUAUGAUGAUAUUUCACAUAACUAUAUUUCAAGCAAACGUCAACCUCUUUUAUCAUCAACAUUAAAAGAUAAACCUUUAACCGCAAAAUCACCCACUCCAUCGAUUCCACGUUCUUAUCAAUCAGCAUAUUUAUCACCUCCGGUUACUAGAGCAACAAGUCCAACUCGCAGUUCUUAUACUAAAAAACAUCAUAAUUACCAUUAUGAGGCUACUUCUCCUACUUUAUCACCGACUUAUUCUUCACGUCCACCAUCACGAGCGACUAGCGUUAGUAGUCAUGCAACUUCUAUUGAAGAAGAAUCUGUUGCAUUAACUGACAUUCUUCAAGCUGCGGAUUCACUGACAUUAAGGAAUUUAUCAGAGCAAUUAAAAAUAUUUAGACAUCGAGAGUUUAGUCCACCCAGUAGUGUAAAAUCCACAUCACGUAGUACGCCUGGUACGAGACGACCAUCUGUUACAACUACCAAAAAUUCUACAAAUACUACAAGAGGAAUAAAAAGUAGUUCUGCACCUGGUACCCCUAAUGCCGCCCAAAAAAAGAAAAAUUAUACUUUAGAUAAACGAUCUCAACCAACGGAUUUCUCCGCGGCUAGAGAAGCUUUAAACCGUGCAAAAUUGAAGGUUGAAGAAAUGUUAGAACUUGUCAGCAAUAACGGUUCUGUAUGA
Messenger RNA from Dentiscutata erythropus, 1563 nucleotides. NCBI's taxonomy places the organism in Eukaryota, Fungi, Glomeromycota, Glomeromycetes, Diversisporales, Gigasporaceae. The record is from the annotation of a GenBank genome assembly.